ACACUUGAGGGUCAUUUGCGGGCAAUUUUGGGCACUUUGACAGUGGAGGAGGUGUAUAGAGAUAGGGAUCAGUUCGCAUCACUGGUGCGUGAAGUGGCGACUCCGGAUGUGGGGCGGAUGGGUAUAGAGAUCCUGUCGUUCACCAUUAAGGACGUGUACGACAACGUGGAGUACUUGGCGUCUCUGGGAAAGGCGCGAACGGCUGCUGUGAAGCGGGACGCGAACGUAGGCGUGGCUCAGGCCGAGCGCGACGCCGGCAUACGUGAGGCCGAGUGCGAGAAGUCGGCAAUGGAUGUGAAGUACGGCGCGAACACGAAGAUCGAGGACUCGCACCGACUCUUUUUGCUACAAAAGGCACAGUUUGACAGCGAAGUGAACUCGAAGAAGGCUGAGGCACAGCUCUCUUAUGAAUUACAGGCCGCGAAAAUGCAACAGAAGAUCCGCAACGAAGAAAUGGAAAUCGAUGUCGUCGAGAGGCACAUUUCGGUGGAAGAGAAGGAAAUAUUACGUAAAGAUAAAGAAUUGAUAGCAAUGGUUAGACUACCGGCAGAAGCGGAGGCAUCGAGAGUAGAGCUCAUAGCACAGGGAAAGGCGAAACAGACUGUGGAAGCGAGUGUUGCUGAGGCGCAGAAGACUAAAAUGAUAGGAGCGGCCGAUGCCUAUGCUAUUGAGGCCAUUGGUAAAGCCGAGGCUGAGAUGAUGCGCAUGAAAGCCGCCGCUUAUAAACAAUACGGAGAGGCGGCCAUCCUUUCCUUAACACUCGAAGCCCUGCCAAAGAUCGCUGCAGAAGUAGCGGCGCCUUUGGCCAAAACCGAUGAAAUCGUACUCAUUAGUGGCUCUGAUGGCGGUCUCACUAGUGAUGUCACUCGACUCGUCUCACAGAUACCCCCCACUCUUCACGCCCUAACUGGUGUCGAUCUGUCAAAGGUU
This is a messenger RNA of Medioppia subpectinata, 930 nucleotides long. The record is from the annotation of a GenBank genome assembly. Lineage: Eukaryota; Metazoa; Arthropoda; Arachnida; Sarcoptiformes; Oppiidae.